AUGGUCCACACAAUACCAUGGUGCACUGUUCUUUCUCCCCCUAAUGUAUCCGGUGUCAGUCCGGGAGUCUAUGAGAACCAACUGGUGUGGAUUCUGAAUGGUACUACCAGCGCUAAGUGGCCAGUCAUGGUUUACUGCAAAAGAAAGGAUCAGGCAUUGGUGUUGAACACACAUUUGAAUCCAUUCCUGGUGUAUCAUGGCCAAGAGGACAAUGUAACUUUCAGAGCAUCUUUGCAUGAGUGGCAAGAAUGGCCCAGGAUCACUGCAAUGUUCGACAAUGAUGGGGCCACCUUCUGGGCCAUCAUAUAUGGCGCAAGGGCAGGCAUCUUCUAUCACUGGGCCCACGGCUUCGAUAAAAUUGAAAAUGCGCUAAUCUGUCAGAUGAGUCGCGGUGCAACUGUGUAUGGAUGCAUAGAUCAAUACCUGGCCAACACAACGACUUCACCAUUUCAUGCCGGCAGUCGAGUUCCCCGCCCUACACCCACCAUAGCUUCACCCACAGCAUCUCCAGUGGGGACCCCUUUGAAGCAGAAAGGGAAGGCGCACAUUCCUGAGUCGUCACCAAGGAAAACUCAUCAUGGCAACUACCUCACUUCGAAUGUGACCGUUAAUAGUGUUGGCAAUGGGGACAUAUUUUCAUUUCCCACAUCACACAGCUCACCAAGGACUCCAUUACUUGCAAGAUAUCUGGAGGUAUACCAGUACUCGAAGCGAUACGUAUCAAGACAUCUUGAAGAGGCUGAUACAAGGGAUGACUUUAUUGAAGCCAUGGAGGAGAGUAUUCCAGAAGAGGUGGCUGGAUUCAUUUGGGACCUGGGAUAUCGGCAGAAGAAAUGUACUAUGAGGCGGCAGAAGCACCAGUACGCAGAGGUCAAAGUCGCCGGUCACACAGAUACGGUAGCCUGGGACUAA
This is a messenger RNA of Desarmillaria tabescens, 912 nucleotides long. RefSeq lists its product as uncharacterized. NCBI's taxonomy places the organism in Eukaryota, Fungi, Basidiomycota, Agaricomycetes, Agaricales, Physalacriaceae. The transcript is spliced from 7 exons. Bases 1 to 912 code for a protein of 303 amino acids. The record is from RefSeq and is a predicted model, not a curated record.